Molecule: messenger RNA, 1470 nt
Organism: Aspergillus welwitschiae
Lineage: Eukaryota; Fungi; Ascomycota; Eurotiomycetes; Eurotiales; Aspergillaceae
Product: FMN-dependent alpha-hydroxy acid dehydrogenase family protein
Exons: 5
Coding region: 1-1470 (489 amino acids)
Molecular function (GO): oxidoreductase activity; heme binding
Source: RefSeq, a predicted model, not a curated record
AUGUUUACCAGGCGAGUCAGAGGAGUUUUUGAACAUCGCAAGCAGCUGCUAAUACCUUCUAGAGCCGAAGUCAACCAGCAGAGUUCGAAAGGCCGAUGUUUGGUUAUCAUCAAAGGAAAUGUUUACGACCUGAGCUCGUACUUGGACUCCCAUCCCGGAGGGUCAAGUAUCCUCCGACAAUAUGCUGGGCGGGAUGCAACAGAAGCAUUCGAGCCCAUCCACCCAGAUAACGUGAUCGAGAAACAUCUAUGCCGAGAGGCCAAUCUCGGCCCCGUGGCAGAUUCCGAUAUGAAUACCGCACCAGUCUCAGCACCAAUCAAGAUGUCUUCAUCGGGAAGUAGUCUUGAGAAGAGUAUCCCUUCACUUUUGAGAUCCGUUGUCAACAUUAAUGAUUUUGAACUUGUUGCCUCUCAAAAACUACCCGCGCGCUCGUUUGCCUUCUUUAAAUCUGGCGCUGAAGAUGAAGAAACUGUUCAAUGGAACCGUAAUAGUUGGAAACGUAUUCGAUUUUGUCCGCGAGUCCUAAGACCUAUCCGGACCAUCGACCUAACGACAUCCAUUCUUGGAACAAAAUACUCCACGCCAUUUUUCAUCUGCCCUGCAGGAGGUGCUAAACUUGCGCAUCUGAGUGGGGAUCUGGCUUUGACCAAAGCUGCUGGGAAACAUGGCAUUCUUCACUGGGUCCCAAACAACACCGGUUAUUCACAGAAACAACUGGCGGACGCGCGUGCGGACACGCAGACAUUAUACUGGCAGAUAUAUGCUCUGGAGGACCUUUCCGUGACGGAAAAGGAAAUCAAGCAAGCUAUUUCUUUGGGAUACCGGGCGUUUGCUUUGACUGUUGAUGCCAAUCGAGUCGGCAAGCGCGAACGGGAUGUGCGUUUAAUCAUCAAGGAGGAGGAGCUUGCUGGGAAUCAAGCGGAUGAAGACAAUGCGUUUGCAAGUGGUCCUACAAUUUCGCGGUCCCACAUCUUCCCCGACUUCGACUGGACGUCCGCAGUUACGUGGUUACGGAAGAUGACAGACCUACCAAUUGCGAUAAAGGGCAUUCAAUCCUGGGAAGAUGCCGCACUAUGCAUGAAGUACGGAGUACACCCGUGGCUGUCAAACCACGGAGGACGACAGCUCGAGGGAGCUCCCUCUGCUGUGGAUACUCUUCUUGCAAUUCAUACACAUUGCCCCGAGGUGUUUCGCCGUUGCGAUGUUAUUGUCGAUGGGGGUAUCAGUCGCGGUUCUGAUAUUGUCAAAGCUCUUGCUUUAGGCGCGAAAGGCGUCGGACUGGGAAGAGCUUUCCUUUACGCCUUGGCGCUUGGCGAGCUGGGUGUCGACAAGGCAAUCAGAAUCCUGAAAAAUGAAGUUGAGACGACGAUGGCUUUACUGGGAGUUUCCAGUAUUGACUCACUGGGUCCUUCUUAUGUAAGUUGGGUUCAACGAGAACAUUCUCUCUUAAAUGUUGCCAUCAUUCGCUAA